CCGCGCGAAGUCGAAAACUCUUUGGCGCGGGCGCGCUCAGGCGCCUCUCCCGCGCGCCCGCGCCCUUUACAUCCCGCCCCUUCUUCCCUCCUCUCAACCCCACUCGCUUCUUCCCCAAUUCCCUCCCAAUCUCACUCACCUCCAAAUUCCACAGCCAAUUCGCACGGCUCGCCAUGCCGACGCUUCGCAGCGCCACGUCGAGCCCGGUCAAGGCGGCCACCGUCUCCCCGACUGCGGUCACCACCCCGCGCAGCGCCAAGCGCCGCCUGACUUCUCGCCGUGCCGCCGAGUCGCCCGAUUCGCCCCAGUUCACCUCCCCCGGCAUCUCCCCGCUCGCCGGCUUCGGCACCAUUUGCACCCCAAAGAUGCUUUCGGCGUCGCCAAAGUCCUCCCGGAAGCGUCUGUACGGCGACCUCGUCGCGGCCGAGAAGCCCAAGUGGAAUCCGCGAGAUCCGGCGCAGAUGCAGGCGGUCAAGGAGGCGCUGCACGUGGGCACGGUGCCCUCGUGCGGCUUGGUUUGCCGGGACGACGAGCAAAUGCGCGUGUUCGAUUUUUGCAAGGCGUGUGUCGAACAGGAGAGGGCAGGGAGCCUCUAUGUAUGCGGGUGCCCCGGUACAGGGAAGACUCUGUCAAUUAACAAAGUCAAGGAGAGCGUGUCGUGCUGGGCUGAUAAGAUGGGAAUAGAGACGCCUGAUGAUUUGUCAAUCAAUUGCACAAGCCUUGGAAAAACAUCUGACAUUUUUAUUAAGAUACUUGAAAAACUCCACGUUCGAAAGAAGGCAAGUGGCAAAUUGUCGCCACUUCAGCAACUGCAGCGGAUGUUUUCCCACAAAGAAUCUGCUCCAAGAAGGAUGUUAUUGGUCAUUGUGGAUGAGAUGGACUACUUAAUAACAAGAGACCGGGCUGUGCUACAUGACCUUUUCAUGCUUACGACCCAACAGUUCUCAAGAUGCAUACUCAUAGGAAUUGCGAAUGCCAUUGACCUAGCGGAUCGGUUUCUUCCAAAGCUUGAAUCCUUGAACUGCAAGCCGCUUGUUGUAACUUUCCGUGCUUAUUCCAAGGAUCAAAUAUCCAACAUAAUUAAUCAUAGGUUAAAGGUUCUUGAGUAUAAUGUUUUUGAACCACUGGCCUUAGAAUUUUGUGCUAGGAAAGUAGCUGCAGCCUCUGGAGACAUGAGGAAAGCUCUUGGUGUUUGCAGGAGUGCUGUGGAAAUAUUUGAAUCAAAACUACAAGAUUCUUCUGAUCAAGAAUUUGGAGUUGUAACAUUUGACCAUAUGGAUAUUGCCUUGUCAAAGGUAUUCAAGUCACCAGUAGUCGAUAGCAUACUUUGUCUUCCACAACACCAACAGAUGGUGUUGUGUGCAUUGGCAAAUACCUUUCAACAUUGCAAGAAAAAGGUUACAACUCUAGGCGAGCUCAACAAAUCAUACAUAGAAAUUUGCAGAUCAACCCAAGUUCCAGGAAUUGGGAUGCUUGAAUUUUCUAACAUGUGCAUGAUUCUGAGUGAUCAGGGAUACUUGAAGCUAGGGCAAUCCAAGGAAGAUAAGCUCAGGAGAGUAACACUUCAGAUUGACAUUUCAGAUAUCACUUUUGCAUUUAAGGGUAACCGAUUCUUUCAGAAGUGCCUGGAACAACCGAAAUUUUAGCGAUAACACCAUGCUGCCUUGCUAUGUGUAUACAUUAUCUCUUUAUAGUCAUGUACUAGUACAAAUGUAUCAAACCGAGGUUGCCCAAAAAUCUCAGGGGCUUGCAUUGUUGUACCAUGCCGUGGUAAAUUACCAGGAUCGUUGAUUUAUGAAGAAACUCUUUAGCACCGAGAGUGUACAUUUGAGAUGAGUUUUUGUAGUUCUCACACAUUUUUUCCAAAGGAUAGUGGUUUGUGAUUCAUCUUUCUUUCUUCCGUUGCAAUUGAUCAUGAAGUAGCCAUUGAUCUACCCACAAGUUUUUUAGCUGAGAGAAGUAAUGCUGAGCUGGGUCAUUUUGUAGUGUCUGAGUUUUCAAAGCAACCGUAUACUAGUGAUAUCUAAUUCAGACCUCUUUUUCCUUGAGGCUGUUACGGAAAACAUAUUUUUUGUUGAUGACAA
Messenger RNA from Brachypodium distachyon (stiff brome), 2084 nucleotides. RefSeq names its product cell division control protein 6 homolog. The record is from RefSeq and is a predicted model, not a curated record. Gene Ontology annotation, biological process: DNA replication initiation; mitotic DNA replication checkpoint signaling; cell division. The transcript has 17 exons. Gene Ontology annotation, cellular component: nucleus. Lineage: Eukaryota; Viridiplantae; Streptophyta; Magnoliopsida; Poales; Poaceae. Gene Ontology annotation, molecular function: DNA replication origin binding; ATP hydrolysis activity. The coding region runs from base 174 to 1646 and encodes 490 amino acids.